Molecule: messenger RNA, 1105 nt
Organism: Centruroides sculpturatus (bark scorpion)
Lineage: Eukaryota; Metazoa; Arthropoda; Arachnida; Scorpiones; Buthidae
Exons: 6
Coding region: 110-1105 (331 amino acids)
Cellular component (GO): chitin-based extracellular matrix
Molecular function (GO): structural constituent of chitin-based larval cuticle
Source: RefSeq, a predicted model, not a curated record
ACGGGGUGGAGCCAUACUACUACGUCAGUUGGGAAAAGAGUAUUUAAGGGUGAGGAAGGAAGAGAGUAAGCACCUUGCUUCGGUAACUUCCUCUCUUCUAUCAACAAUCAUGAAGGUUUUCAUUUUACUCUGUGUCGUAGCAGCCGCUUAUGGCCAACUGCACCUUGUACACCCCAAUGGUGCUAGCAGCAACUUCCGUUCUCAGGACCUUGUAGGCAACUAUAAUUUCGGCUACAAUGAAGGACACCCCACUGGUGGAACCUUCCGUAGAGAAUCCGGAGAUAUUGCAGGCAACAAAGUUGGCUCCUACGGUCUCUCCGACGCCGAUGGUCGUAGACGUGUUGUCAACUACGUAGCCGAUGCUGCCGGUUUCCGUGCUACCAUCAAUACCAACGAACCAGGUGUCGAUCCAUCCAAAGAUCCAGCUGCAACAGCAGUCAACAAAGGUGCCAUCGCUCCAGGUCUUCUCCACCACGCUGCUCUUCCAUACGCCCACGGUUUGUAUGGCGCGUACGGUCAUCACGGUUUGUACGGCGCGUACGGUCAUCACGGAUCAAUUGGAAGGAAAAAUAACGACAAAGAAGCGUCUUACGAGGUGUAUUUGCACCUCUUGUUGUUCGCUCUUGUGGCUGCAGCCAGAGCUUUGCCACUUUUACCGGCAUCAAUUAUUUCAACCGGUACCAGCAUCCAGCAGCGAGUGCAGGACCCUGUAGGAAAUUACCAAUUCGGAUACACGGAAGGCCACGCUACCGGCGGCACUUUCCGUAGAGAAGUAGGAGACAUCGCAGGCAAUAAAGUUGGCUCCUAUGGACUCACCGACGCCGACGGACGUAGAAGAGUAGUCAGCUACGUAGCCGAUGCCGCCGGUUUCCGUGCUAAGGUAGACACCAACGAACCAGGUGUCGAUCCAUCCAAAGACCCAGCUGCUGUAGCCGUCAACAAGGGAGCCAUCGGUGCACCCAUCCUUGCUGCACCCUUAGCCGCUGCUCCAUUGGCUCCCGCUCUUGCAGCACCUCUCGCUUCUUCUGCACUAGUUGCAGGAAGUCCCCUCUCUUACAGCAUUUCUAUCCCAUACAUGGGUUUGGCCAGUCCUUUAAUCAUCUAA